This is a messenger RNA of Paramecium sonneborni, 786 nucleotides long. Lineage: Eukaryota; Ciliophora; Oligohymenophorea; Peniculida; Parameciidae. The record is from the annotation of a GenBank genome assembly.
AUGAAUGAACUAUUUGAUACAGAACAGUCCAUUAAUUCUGAUGAAGCCAUCAAAUCAAUUUCAUGUAAAAAUCUUACUCCCAUUUUUCAUCGUAAUCUUGAUGAUCAAGGUACCUCAGUUCAUAAAAGAAUGAAUGCAAUUAAUAACAUGAUAUGUAAAUUCAAAGAAUCCUUGAUCUCUAAAGAUGAAGUAUUUACUCAAUCAUCUCCUUUUAAAUCUACCAAUCUUGUCUCAAGUCAAAAUGGAAUACUCUAAAGUGAAAUUCCAUCCUAAACUUAAGAUUUCUUUAAAUAACAUUAAGUACAUUUAGCUGAUUCACGUAAAAGACACAAUACUAAAGAUUCCAUAUAAUAAUUCUAAGAAAAACUAAUUAAACAAACUCAUAGAAACAGUCAACCAAAUUUAUAAGCUAAUAUUCUAUAAACUCGUAAACCAAAAAGAUAGAUUUAUGUCACAUAAAUAGUAAACGAUCAUUGUGAAAUAACAAGUUUUCCAUUCCCUAAACCAUAAAGAUUAUCUAGGAUUAUUUAAAAUAAUGAUGGAUUACAUUCAUAAAGAGCUAGCUCUACUUCUACUCCAAGAGGCAUACUUAAAUCUGGCUCUUUUGAAGUAUUAAGGAUUGGUAGUAGACCUAGUACUUAGAGUCUUAAUAGUCCUAUGUUAAGACCCUAAAAUAAAAAGGUUUCUUUUGAAUUUACGAGUGAGUAACUACGUAAAAUGAAAAAUAAUCGUGCAAGUUCAGAUCACAAUAAAUAUCAAAGAUUAAAAACUAAAUUAAAAAAAUGA